Molecule: messenger RNA, 2907 nt
Organism: Misgurnus anguillicaudatus (oriental weatherfish)
Lineage: Eukaryota; Metazoa; Chordata; Actinopteri; Cypriniformes; Cobitidae
Source: RefSeq, a predicted model, not a curated record
UAGGCUUUACAUGUGUAAUGCUACACACAAACACACACACACACCAGGGUUUUUUGCCCCAUAUAUAUGUGAACCAGGGAGUAGUCCUGAAGUGCUUUCAAACCCCAGAUUCCAGUUUCUGCCUCUGCAGACGAUUGACAAGUCUUUCUAACUGCAAAUAAGAAACUGAAGUGACCAGUACCUGCCAUGGCAGAUCAAGAGGCUCACGAUAACCCUACCCCUGCUGCCACACCGGUCGUACGCCCUAAGAGGGUGUCCCACCGUGGACGCAGUGCGGGACCCAAAGCCACCUCAAAUAAAGAAGAGGGGAACGUAGAGGAAUUCGAGCCCUUCAUGUUACUUCCCAGAGGACCCCCUCCUCUCAAAGACUUUCUUGAUAUCUGGGAUGUUGAUAUGCUUAAACAUCCUCAAGAGAUAAACAAACAGGGACAUCACACCCACUUGUAUGGCAGUGACUUCCUCAUUGUACGUCGAGCUCAGGAGUUUCAUAUAAAGAUCACGUUUGAUCGGCCCUACAAACCAGCCGAAGACAAGUUUGCUGUUGAGUUUGUCAUCGGGCCCAGCCCUCAGUACAGCAAGGGUACCUAUAUUCCGGUAUUCCCCACUGCUGAAAAAAAGAGUGUUUGGCAAGGUCGGAUUAUAGAGAGCAAUGACAACAUCGUCACCAUGGGCAUCACACCCUCACCAGAGUGCAUUGUGGGAAAGUACAUGAUAUUCAUCGGAGUGGUGACCCCCUAUGGUAUCCGCAGAACCAGGAGAGACACCAGCACAGAUGUCUAUAUUCUGUUUAACCCAUGGUCACCAGCUGAUCCCGUGUUCUUGGAUGAUGAGGAGGAGAGGGAGGAGUGUGUUAUAAAUGAGCUGGGGAUCAUCUACCAUGGAGCAUAUGAUGAUAUAUCCGAACGUGCUUGGAACUUCGGACAGUUUGAAUUUGGUGUACUGGAUGCCUGUUUGUUCAUUAUGGAUAAAGCAGAAAUGCCGCUGUCUAACCGUGGAGAUGUAAUCAAAGUUACCCGCGUAGCAUCUGCCAUGAUAAACUCUCGCGAUGAUGAUGGUGUGUUGGUGGGAAACUGGAGUGGAGAUUACAUGUAUGGGGUUCCACCAACCUCAUGGACUGGUAGUGUAGAGAUCCUCCUGGAUUAUGCCAAUAGCAGGGGCACACCUGUCUGCUACGCUCAGUGCUGGGUCUAUGCUGCUGUCUUUAACACCUUCUUGCGUUGUCUUGGGAUCCCCAGCAGGGUAGUGACAAACUUUUUCUCUGCCCAUGACAAUGAUGGCAACUUGAAAAUGGAUAUCAUUCUAGAUGAAAAUGGAAAAGUGGACAGAGAACGCACCAAAGAUUCCAUCUGGAAUUAUCAUUGCUGGAAUGAGUGUUACAUGAGCAGGGCUGACCUGCCUCCCGGCUUUGGAGGAUGGCAAGCUGUAGAUGCUACGCCACAGGAGACAAGUGAUGGUAUGUACAGGUGUGGACCUGCAUCCGUUGCUGCUGUUAAACACGGACAGAUCUGCUACCCGUUUGAUGCCUCUUUUGUAUUUGCUGAGGUCAACAGUGAUGUGGUCUUCUAUCGUAGACAGAAAGAUGGCACUCUGGUGCCAGUGAGGGUAAAUCCCAACCAUGUAGGUCGCAUGGUGUUGACUAAAGCCGUGCUGCAUGAUGGACGCAGAGACAUCACUAAUCAGUACAAAUUCCCUGAAGGAAGCCCAGAGGAGCGCCAGGUGCUGGAGAAGGCUGAGUUAUUUGGAUGUCAAAGGGAGAAAGCCUCUAUUCCCCAGGCUGACGUGGAUGUGGAGAUCCCUAGUCUGGAAGUUCGGGUGGGGGACGGAUUCGACCUCAUUUUGCAGUUUACCAAUCGCAGCAAUCAGCGUCGCACUGCAGAUGUGUAUGUCAGCGGGACUGUUGUGUAUUACACUGGAGUCCCAAGUGCCGAGGUUGUGUUUACAACUCUCAAAGUCAAAUUAGAGCCACUGCAGAGCAAGGAAGAGAAGGUGGCAGUACGUAGUGAGGACUACAUGCAAAAACUGGUGGAUCAGGGAAACAUACACAUUAUCACCACUGGGAAGGUGAAAGAGACCGGACAGAUCAUCACCUCAAUGAAGUUAAUCAACAUGCACAAGCCCAAACUUAUUGUGAAGGUGACAGGUUCUCCAAGAGUGAAUGAGGAGAUGUAUGUGACUGUUGAGUUCACAAACCCAUUUAAGUUCAAUUUGGAGAAAGUAGAUGUGCGUAUGGAAGGUCCUGGAAUUCUGCCAUUCAAACACAAACAUUACAGUCUGAUUCCUCCAGGUACCUCUAUAACCUGGACAGAGACGUUCAGCCCCCGGCGGGCUGGCUCUACUAAACUGAUGGCCAGUCUGGACUGUGCUGCUCAAAGACAUGUGUACGGAGAAGCAGAGUUGACUAUUCAAAACUGAAUAUUACUGAAAGUGAUAUAAGGAGAGAGGGAAAUAUGAUAAGAAAGUUAAGAAACUUUGUUUUAUUUGACUAAAAAUAUACCAUAUAGACACAUCUUAUACUCUAGAAAGUUAGAAACUUACAAAGUUGGCAUUAUUUAUCUAGUGAUAAUAUCUACCAGUGAUGGUAAAAUGCAAACAAUCUUUAUUCAAACUCAAUUAGACAAUGUUAUAUAACAGCUGUUUACUUUUUUUAAAUAAAAGGAAAACUGUAGCGUAAGUGUAAUAUGCCUUAUCCAUGUAUUAAAUACAAUUCUGCUUCUCACCAGUAUUUACAUUUUCAAAUAAUACAUUUUUUGUUUGUACUGUUGUUUGAGGUCUUCACUGAUCUAAAACAGGUUCUAAAGCAAUGUUUCAAAGCUUUGGGUUUACUAAGUUUAGUCAGGUGAAAAUAUAUUUUCCAUGUAUUUUCAAUUUAUUCCAUAUCUGUUUUUAAAUAAACAUAUACAAUACUUA